Molecule: messenger RNA, 2397 nt
Organism: Scleropages formosus (Asian bonytongue)
Lineage: Eukaryota; Metazoa; Chordata; Actinopteri; Osteoglossiformes; Osteoglossidae
Product: CTD small phosphatase-like protein
Exons: 8
Coding region: 751-1581 (276 amino acids)
Molecular function (GO): RNA polymerase II CTD heptapeptide repeat phosphatase activity
Source: RefSeq, a predicted model, not a curated record
UGUCGCGACAGCGCGGAUCAAACGUCGCGGCGAGCGCCCGAAGGGCUCGCGGCGCUCGCUCGCGUCGUCGACAGGGAACGGGAUUCGCAAGCAAGCGCGUCGGAGGAGCGCGCCGUUUGAUUUGUCGCGCGAGGGGCGGGGGCGUCGCGGAAAGCGCCUCCUCCUCCUCCUCCAGCGCCAGCGCCGCCGAUCCGGUCGCGCGUCCCACACACCCGCCGCCUCCAUGUUGGACUGGUCGCGGACGGACGGUUCCUGCUUCGGCGAGCGCUCUGCACGAGGACCAGGGCGACACGGUCGCGCGCCGCAGCGGCGGCGAUAAUAAAUACGGCGAAAAGGACGCAGAGGGGCGCGGGGCUGCUUGCCUUUUUUAUUUUAAAUUUUAUUUAAUUCUAUUUAUUCUUUCUUCCAGCGCGAAGCUUUUGAACCGAGGCGCCGGCGUCGUCGAGCCCGGGGGUGCAAAUACUAGCGUGCAGCUUCUUCUCUUUUCUUUUCUUUUUAAUGUUUACGCUGGUAAUGACUGAAUUAGUAGUUUUAUUUGCGGCUCGUGCGCGCGCGGAGGAGGCUGAUGUUGCUCGGUGAGGGAGGAGGAGAGAGAGGAGCAGGGCAGGGGGCCGAGGCUCGCGCGCUGUUAGCUCUUAGCCGCUAGCCAGCAAACCCUUGUAAAUCAGCAGUACAUCAAAGUGAGUCGAACAACAACAACAACAACAAAAAAAAAAUUGAGAAGGGAAAAGGAGUUAAAAUCCAGUUUCCAUGGACAACACGUCCAUAAUCACCCAGGUUUCGAACCCCAAGGAGGAGGAGAUCAUCUCGUCGAGCCAAGAAAAAGUUUCCCAGUCCAACAGCAGCUUGAAGAAACAAAGGAGCAGGAGCAUCUUCAGUACUUUCUUUUGCUGCUUCCGGAGCUACAAUGUGGAGCCUCCUUCCUCCAACAAUAACACCAGCUCCCUGCCACCCCCUGUGGAGGAGAAUGGGACUCUGCCCAAGUGUGACCCGGUCCAGGUCAUUCCCAUCCCCAGUCCACCAACCAAAUACCUCCUGCCCGAGAUGAACAUAUCGGACUACGGCAAGAAAUGCGUGGUGAUCGACUUAGACGAAACCCUGGUGCACAGCUCGUUCAAGCCCAUUAGCAAUGCAGACUUCAUCGUGCCUGUGGAGAUCGAUGGUACAGUUCAUCAGGUCUACGUGCUGAAAAGGCCACACGUGGACGAGUUUCUACAGAAGAUGGGCGAGCUGUUCGAGUGCGUUCUCUUCACGGCAAGUUUGGCCAAGUACGCUGACCCCGUGGCAGACCUCCUGGACCAGUGGGGGGUGUUCCGAGCACGGCUCUUCAGGGAGUCCUGCGUGUUUCACCGUGGGAACUACGUCAAAGACCUCAGCCGGCUUGGGAGGGAGCUCAGUAGCGUGAUCAUAGUGGACAACUCGCCGGCGUCGUACAUCUUCCAUCCUGAGAAUGCCGUCCCGGUGCAGUCGUGGUUUGACGACAUGACGGAUACGGAGCUCCUGGACCUCCUCCCCUUCUUCGAAGGACUGAGCAGAGAACAGGAUGUCUACAGCGUCCUGCAGAACUUGAGGAGCAGGUAGCGCGGUCUCUGCGAGCCUUUCCCCGUCCAAAACGCGCCCCGGCUGGUACGCGGCCUGUCCUCCGGCUCCUCUUUGCCCCCUGCUUCUCCAGCGUGGCUCAGGUACUGUCCUGCCAGUUGCGAGAACAUCCCACGGAGAGCUACCGGCAGCGUGCUCGGUGUCCACGGUGGCACGGCAGCAGGUUGCGGACAGAGCGCCGGCAAGAUCUCCCGGCAGCGGCGGAAGAGCGGAGCGCGAUCUCGGCCAGAACGCCGCGUGUGCUUUCAUUCAUUCAUUCAUUCAUUCAUACACACACAUAUAUAUUUCUAAUUUGGAGGGAAAGACAAGAAAAACGGAAAGAACUUAAUUUUUUAAACCAAGAGACAGUUUUGCUAUCCUGUUAAGUUCUUUAUAUUUACCAAAAACGUGCUUUUUACGGAAUGGAGUGAAAAGGAGUGAAUCAUUUUUGGUCCUAUUGUUGCUAUGCAGGCAGUUUCUCUCAAUCUCCAGUAGUUUAAACGACUGUGAUUCUUUCUUUUCUUACUGAUUGAAGUGCCUUUUUCGAAUGUUGUUUUUACGGGGAAAACAAAGAUACAUUUUGUACGCAGCAUAUUUCCAGAGAACUUACGUCUUUUAACGAAUAUAUGCUUUAAAACGGAAGCGGAUAUGAAUCUUUAUAUGAAGCACUGUUAUUUAUCCUAAAAGAUUUUUUUUUAUAUCAUUGGACGCUGGGUACAUACAUGUCUCCAUAAUAUUCUAAAUGGUGUUUCUUUCAGUUGGUUGUAACUCUUGCCAUUAAUAUAGAAGUGGUUUUUCUUUAUUAAACAUUAUAGAUAU